This is a messenger RNA of Arxiozyma heterogenica, 885 nucleotides long. It is a transcript of the gene RPN12, whose product is annotated as proteasome regulatory particle lid subunit RPN12. The transcript has a single exon. The record is from RefSeq and is a predicted model, not a curated record. Lineage: Eukaryota; Fungi; Ascomycota; Saccharomycetes; Saccharomycetales; Saccharomycetaceae. Gene Ontology annotation, cellular component: proteasome regulatory particle; nucleus; proteasome regulatory particle, lid subcomplex. Gene Ontology annotation, biological process: proteasome-mediated ubiquitin-dependent protein catabolic process. Bases 1 to 885 code for a protein of 294 amino acids.
AUGUCCUCCAUUGCUCUUCCAGAUUUGGUUAAAAGUCUAUCAGUGGCGUUCAAUAAUAAAGAAUACGAAAAUUGUGAAAAGCUUUUGGGUCCAAUUAAAGUAGAAUUGAUUAAACAUAAACUUUUAAUCCCUAACCUUCAAGGCUCCACUAACCUGACUCAAGACUAUAUCAACGAUCUAAAUAUCACAAAACAGAUUCUUGAAAUAGGUGCAUUGACGUCCAUCUAUCUAUCCAAAUUCGAAAUAUAUCAGAACUAUUUUGCACAACUUAGACAAUUUUACUUCAAUGAUAUCCAGGCAUUAAAUAACUCAAACAACAAAUCCAAGUUGAUCUCUCUGUAUCUAUUGAUCCUUCUAUCUCAAGGUGAUGUAACUAGGUUCCACUCUGAAUUGGAAUAUUUGGAUAAACGGAUCAAAAAUUUAGAAGAUGACGAGCUGUUGUCGUAUCCAAUCAAAGUGGACAGGUGGUUAAUGGAAGGUUCUUAUCAAAAAGCAUGGGACCUAUUGGAAGCUGGGUCUGCUGUCCCUGAAUUAGAUGUUUUCUCCAAAACUUUGAUGGAUGCUAUUAGAGAGGAAAUCGCAGUGAAUACUGAAUUAGCAUAUACUAGUUUGCCAUUGAUUAAUGUUAAAACUCUUUUAUUUUUCAGCACUGAAAAACAAGCAGAGCAUUUUGCCCUGGAGAAAGGCUGGACUAUAAAUAAUUCAAUAGUUUAUUUCCCUAACAAGGAACAAUUAGAUGGUAUUGAUAAUGAAGACAAUGAAGAAGAAGAAGAAGAAGAAGAAGCAAUUACUGAAAACCUGACAAAGGUGGAUAAUAAAUUGAUACAACUGAAUUUGAUAAAGAAAACAAUGAACUAUGCCAUUAACCUUGAAACAAUUGUAUAG